UUCUGAGCAAAUAAAUUUUGUUAAUGGACAUGGAAAGUUGUUUCUUGUGUCGGGAGACUUAUAGUGGGGUAGUCAAAUAUAUUAGAGUGAAUUCAACCCAAUGGCAAAUAAAGAAUUUAAAAUAUUUAAUAGAGAAGCACUUGUGGGUAAUGGAUCAUAUACAACAAUCCAGUUUAGUUUGCUCCAACUGCUGGCAGGUAUUAAACGAUUUUCACAACUAUUAUUUAAGUAUAAAAGAAGCCCACUCUAAACUAGUCACUGUAAUGACUACAGAUAAUGAGCCUUUAUUAUCUAAUAUUCAGUUAAAAUCUGACUUUAUGGGUAUAUUUGAAAUAAAAGAUGACUUAAAUAAAGAUCAAACAUUGCCUAAUAGUCAGCUAAAAUAUGUUUCUAAUGAAAUAUUUGAUAAAGAUGCCCAAGUAAGAGAUAAUUUCGACACAGAAAUAUUAAUAGAACAACCUUUACCGGCAGAUUUUGUUAUUGAAAACAAGAAUAUCUACAUUAAAAAGGAACAAGAUCAAGAAUUUUUCACUGAUAAAUUGCAGGAAAAUGAAACACGUAAACAAAAGCCAUAUAAUACUGAAAUGGAUGAAAUUCUGGAAAUGAUGGAAGAUCCCUUGAAUAAAAUGAAACAGCGAAAGUCAAAAAAAGUCAGGGAAGUAACUAAAAAAUCAAUUAAUCUACACGAAAAAAACGAAUAUGAAGUUAUUAAAGAUGAGUCUAAACUUUUAGAAUCUCGUGACAGUACGGAUUCUGAAGAAGCAGAAUCAGAAAAUCAUAGUUAUUUGGAACCAGUGAAAAUAACUAAAAAGAAACGUAAAAAUCCUGAUGAGAAAACUGGACAAGAAUAUGAUAGAUUUAUAUCGGACAACUUUCAAAUAGUGUGCAGUUUUUGUCAUGUUUCCCUCGAGAAUUUUAUUGCAUUGCGCAAACAUUUUCGAGAAAAACAUAACAAACGUGGCUUUGUGAUUUGUUGCAAGAAAAAAAUUUUCUCUCGUCCUCUCCUCGUUGACCAUAUACACAUUCAUUUGGAUCCCAACUAUUUCAAAUGUCAACAUUGUGACAAAGUCUAUUCGGAGCGUAGUACUUUGGAAACUCAUGUCAAAAUACAUGAGAUGGGUCAGCUAGAUCGCAAUCAUAUUUGUGAUAAUUGUGGCAAAAACUUUGUGGGUACUACACAAUUGGAAAAUCAUAAAAGAAUACAUGAGCCCGGUUAUCAGAAGCAAUUUUCCUGCCCAGAAUGUGGCAAAUUUUUUACAACAUCCUACAGUUUAAACUAUCAUAUACAAGCAAUACAUCACAAUAAAUUUGUAAAUAUCUGUGAUAUAUGUGGGAAAACCAUGCGUUGCCGAAAUCAAUUUAAAUUGCACAUGGAAAAACAUAACAGCAAAGAAUCCAUGUCAAUGAAUUGUGACAUUUGUGGUCUACGUCUAACCGAUAGAAGGGGUUUGAGACGUCACAAGAAUUUACAACAUCCAGUCGGUGGAAAGAAGGAUUAUUCUUGUCAUUUAUGCUUGAAAAUAUCACCUAAUCAAGAAGCUCUAAGAACACACAUUCGUCUCACUCAUAGCACAAGUUAUAAUCAUAAGUGCACAAUGUGCGAGAAGGCAUUUAAAAGGCCAUAUGCUUUAAGGGAACAUAUGGCUACACACACUGGUACUGCUUUGUAUACAUGCCCAUGGUGCCCAAAAACCUUCAUAUCAAAUGGUAACAUGCAUAAUCAUCGCAAAAAAGCACAUCCACAGGAAUGGGAAGAAGCUCAUCGAAAAAAAUUUGCCAACAAUUUGCAAUCCGAUACAAACUCAAAUGUAAAAGACAACUUGUGUACUGUGUAAUGCUUAAAAAACGUAAAGAAUAAAUCUGGUUAUUAAUCAUUUUAAAUGAAACAAUUACGUGGACAUCUGUGUUUGGGAUAUAUACCUAAGAUUCGUGAUUCACGAGAUUGAACACGUUAUUAAAGGACACAAAAUAUUUUAUUUAACAUGAAAAAUAGACCAGUCUAUUAUACAAUAUGUGAAGGUAUUUGAGAAAUUUCUGAUGAACAAAUUAACAACGCUCUUAUAAUGAAAGCAGUUGUGUUUCAGAUCAUCAAUAUGGAUUUAAGAAGAUGGAAUAUAUUGUUCCGACCUCUUUGUGUAUAAAUUGAGACAAAAUGUACUUGGGGAAGAAUAAGUAUAGAGUAACGGUUCUAAAUUUUAUACUUAAGGAGGUUUGCAAGAUUUUCACAUCCCUUUAAUGCCUGUACCCCUCGUUUAUUCGAUGACCGAAUAAAAGACAUUGCAGAAAAGUAAUCUCCAGUAUAUUAGUACUAAGAACUCACAAUAAAUUUAUAUCUAAUAUUAACAAGAAUUAUUUUUAAAUAAACAUUAUGCAAGUCAAUUAAA
Calliphora vicina (urban bluebottle blowfly) is the source of this 2384-nucleotide messenger RNA. Its product is annotated as transcription factor grauzone-like. Bases 24 to 1835 code for a protein of 603 amino acids. The transcript is spliced from 4 exons. Gene Ontology annotation, cellular component: nucleus. NCBI's taxonomy places the organism in Eukaryota, Metazoa, Arthropoda, Insecta, Diptera, Calliphoridae. Gene Ontology annotation, molecular function: RNA polymerase II transcription regulatory region sequence-specific DNA binding; DNA-binding transcription factor activity, RNA polymerase II-specific; zinc ion binding. The record is from RefSeq and is a predicted model, not a curated record. Gene Ontology annotation, biological process: regulation of transcription by RNA polymerase II.